Patella vulgata (common limpet) is the source of this 2768-nucleotide messenger RNA. Its product is annotated as neurochondrin. NCBI's taxonomy places the organism in Eukaryota, Metazoa, Mollusca, Gastropoda, Patellidae. Gene Ontology annotation, biological process: regulation of neuronal synaptic plasticity; neuron projection development. The transcript has 17 exons. The record is from RefSeq and is a predicted model, not a curated record. The coding region runs from base 85 to 2403 and encodes 772 amino acids. Gene Ontology annotation, cellular component: dendrite.
GGCAACGUAAACAAAACGAAAGACGGCACGUGGUGGGAAAUUCGUUGUCUGAAAGAUAUUUUAUUAUUUUAGCAACUUCCAGACAUGGCAGACUCAAAUGUAGAAACAUGUCUUCGAAUGCUAAGAUCGGCCAAAUCAGAUAAUGAGAAAUUUGCAAACAUUUUAAUGGUAACUAAAGUGAUUAAAGCUGAAAACUGUGAUAGUGAGAUGAAACUGCAAAUAGCAGAUGCCAUAGGCUUUAAAUUUCUCGCAAGGCUCCUGAGAUCAUCUGCUGUACCAGAAGGAUGUCCUCCUACUAUAUAUAAAACAGUAGCCUUAACAAUACUCUCUACAGUAUGUACAGAUCCACAAGUUGCAUCAAAACCAGAGAUGAAGAAUCUGGUAUCACCCUUGAAUGAAAUUAUUAUAUCUCCACCAAGAGAUGAAUUAGAAGAAAUAGACAGAAGUUUGUUAUCUGAUUGUUACUCUUGUUUAUAUGGUAUGGCAGGUAGUCAACAAGGACAGUUAUAUCUUAUACAGUCAAAUACAGUAGCUUGUUUAAUACAAGUUAUAGUUGAACAGUUACAAGGGGAGGAACAGGCUAUGGAGAUACUAAUGUUGUUAGCUGGUUGCCAUGGUAACAAGAUGUGGACCAAUCAGAUAUCAGCUAGUAACAAACUUAUAUCUCAUCUAACUACAAAGUUUUCACAAAAUAAGGAUUCAAGUAAAUUUGAAUUGUGUUCAACAUUAGCAAGUUUUAUAUCAACUAUAGAAAAGGUUAGGAAUCCUACACCCAAUUCAUCGCCAUGGUUACAAGUACUGAUAUCAACUCUAGUUGGAGAUAUCAAAAAUAAACUGGGUAUAGAACAGAGACAAUGUAUAUUAUUAUUGGUAUCAGAAGUGGUAGAGAAGUUUAGUGUUUUAUGUUUAUUACCUCCCUUUACGACGGAUGUUAAAACCAUUUUACUGGUUACACAUCUAGUUUGUAUAGAAGUUAGAAUGAUUCUAGAAAACUGUACAUGGCAACAGAUUCAGAGUAAAACAAGUCUCUUAUGUUCAUGUUACAUGUUACUAGAAAAUAUCAUCAGUCACAUGACUACUGGUCAACCAAUGGGAUUUGAAGAGAAACAGGUACUACAGGUUCAUUCGGCAAUGGUUGGAGCAUUUAAUGGCAUAAUUUUCUUCUUAGAUGAAAUUUCUGUUGAAAAAAAUUUAAAGUGGGUUGACCCAGUUGUGACAGCUACUGUAAGAGUAUUAGGGGCGUGGUUAGCUGAAGAAACAACAGCAUUAAAAGAAAGUGUAUAUAAACUAUUACCAUUUCUGGUACAACUUAUAAAAUUAUCUGUUAAUCCUGAGUUAGUAUCUGAUUUACCUCCAGUUUUACCAUCAGUUGAACAUAUACUACAAGAAUGUGAUAUAACAGAUGACCAAUCAAAUUCAUUGACAGAUAGUGAUAGCCAAUUAAAGGCUAUAACUGAUAAAGAUACGAUAUCAGAAUCUAAGGACAACCAACAAAAUAAUUGUGCUGAUAAAUUGACGAAAACUGUUCGUUUUUCCGAUGCUAGUGACAAUGAUUUGGUUAAAGAUAAGAGAAAGAUGAUGAACAAUGAUAAUAUCUUACAGUUUCUAUUACCUGGUUUGUGUCAUCUCUCAUCAGAAGAUGAACCAAGAAAAAUUCUCAUAGAAAAUAACAUUCAGGAUUUAUUGUUUCAUAAUUUUGUUUUAAAAUGGACGACAUUUAUAGAUGAUACAGAUAUGGCAACUGACGAUGACAGAGAGGAAGUCAAGGAUUCUUUAGCUAGUUUAUGUGGUGUGUUUUUAAAUUUUGCUGUCACAGAACCUAAUUUUGUGAGCAGAGAUGAAAAGUUUCAUUCCUUAUUAAACAAGUUAUAUACAAUCCUUCCUCAGAUUGUUUAUAGACAAGAAGAUUUAGUUUUAACAGCUAACUUUACUACACUAGGUUUAAUGUUAUUACAACAUCAGAACAUAGAUACAGAUAAUGGUGAAGAAAGGAAGAAGUUUAUAUCAAGUUGCUUAAGUUUUUUUAGUCAUGCUUUUCAUGUUGAUGAAAAGAAAAAGGACUGUCCUGUACUUGAUUUAAGUGAGGAAUAUCAAAAAUGGUGGACAGAUAUAGCAGAGUUAUGGUUCCUGGGUGUUCAAGCAUUAAGUGCCUGUAUUAAAGUACAUUCUGAUAUUCCUGAUGUAAUACUUCAAUCUGGAUGGCUGGUUAAUCUUAUCAAAAUGUUACUGGAUGUCAAAGGUGUUGGUGUAGAUGAUGAUGUUAAAACAGUUCUACUUGAACUACUGGUCACUUUAUCUACACAACAUAAACAAUCUCGUAAUAUCAUUACAGAAAAACAUGGAAUAGAAAUAGCCAGAAUAUAUAAAAGUGUAGAAUUGAAGAAUAUCUUGUCAUCAAAAUGAUAAUAAUCUAUAUACAUGUGACUGAAUAUUUUUCAUGGAUUCCCUCCACUUAUAAUAAUUUACAGCUGAUUGCCGGGCCUUUGGAAAGUAAGGGUGUGUUUUACAUGUCUGCCAAACUCAGAUGAUUUCUAUCCUAUGAAAGCAGACCUGCAGAAAGUCAUCAUUGUUCUCAAACAAGUCUUCUUCAUACUUUUGAACAUUCGCUAUUUCAUUGGAAGUUUGUGAAUUGAAUAAAUCCACUUACGAUUAGCAGUAGAAAAUUGGGCAUUGUUUCACUCUUUGUCCUCAUCGGGAUACCAUAUUUUAAAUGUCAGGCUGAUAACUAGUAAGUAAUUACCGUUAAAAGUUGUUAUUGAACUAUUAUU